AUGUCGCUCACCAUCAGUGUGUUGGCCCAAGUUCUAACGUCCCAUCCUCCCCCGGAACAGCAUCGCGGCGUCGCCCUUAUGGCCGAGCGACCUGAGACAUCUGAGCCGCUGAGGGUGGCCAUCAUCGGCGCAGGGUUGGGAGGUCUGACCUUGGCCAAGGCCCUGCAGACUGAGGCUACUGCGAAGAAAGUUCAGGUCCGACUCUAUGAGGCCUGGGAUGAGUGGAAGGUCCGUGGCGGCUCUUUGGGUCUUGCCGCCGGAGCCCGCAUUCUCCAGCGCCUGGGACUAGGGAAGGAGCUUGACGCGGUCUCCAAUCAGGGGCAGAGAAUGAACUAUCUGGCACAAGGGAAGAAGCUCAGCUCUUUGGCGGUGCCAGGAUACUUUGCCAUGCGCACGGACCUGCAGAGGAUUGUGGUGGAGUCGCUGCCAGCUGAUACCAUCAAACUCGGGCACAAGUUGGUCGACAUUGCAGAAAGCGAAGAGGGGGUCCAACUGUCAUUUGAGAACGGAGCAACAGACUUCGCUGAUGUGGUUGUGGCCUCGGAUGGUAUCCACAGCUUUGUCAGGCAGAAAAUCUUUGGUGCAGAUGAGCCGGUCUUCACGGGCUUCCGCGUCUUGUACAGUGUGUCGUCGAAGCCCAUUCGUCCAGAUCCCACGGUGGCCAACAUGCAUUGGGUCGAGACAGCUGGCACAGGCUAUGCUAUCCUGGACGUGACCGCUGGACAGGGAGAGGGGCGCCACGAUAUUUGCCUCAUUGUCUUGGGAAGCCAGGAACCAGUCUCCGACCGAUGGGACUCUGCAAUCGUGCGGGAGCGCUUUGCUGAGCUCGCCAAGAACGCGGCGCCCGACCACGAGGUCCUGGCCCGUGCUGUAGAAAGUGCAGAUGUCUGCUUCGACUGGGGCAUCUAUCAACAGCCGACCCGUCCUUCCUGGAUCUCAGCCAAGGGUCGUGUCGUGCUCUUGGGCGAUGCUGCACAUGCUACAGCUCCCUUCAUGGGCCAGGGCGCCAACAUGGCGAUGCACGACGCCUGGUGCCUGAGCCGCGUCUUGCUUCAUCAGGAGCUGUCACUGCAAGAGAGCCUCCGCUUGUAUGAGGUGACCCGCAAGGCCUACUGCGAGAAUGUGGUGUCUGCGAGCUCCAAGAUCGGGCAGAUGCACACGGCCACCGGCUUGAAGGCGCUGGGCCGCAACUAUUUGCUGAAGCCCCUGCUUUUCCGGAAUCUCCGGAAUGCCUUCGGCGUCGACCCCACAGAACGCAACCCCUGGGAGCCAGAGCCGAGCUUCUUCCAGCGACUGGGCUUGCGGCUGCGGGCCCUCUGCGCUUAG
Symbiodinium natans is the source of this 1326-nucleotide messenger RNA. NCBI's taxonomy places the organism in Eukaryota, Dinophyceae, Suessiales, Symbiodiniaceae. The record is from the annotation of a GenBank genome assembly.